This is a messenger RNA of Fomitiporia mediterranea MF3/22, 863 nucleotides long. RefSeq lists its product as uncharacterized. The record is from RefSeq and is a predicted model, not a curated record. The transcript has 4 exons. Lineage: Eukaryota; Fungi; Basidiomycota; Agaricomycetes; Hymenochaetales; Hymenochaetaceae. Bases 183 to 863 code for a protein of 226 amino acids.
CAUGCGACAGGAGCACUGGCGAUGGAAGGACGAGAAGAGCGGAGUUUGCAGACAAAUGUGAUCACGUGAAAAUCCUUCACGUUUGUUGAUUCUAGUGGUUUGGAUGAACCGAGAUGUAGCAAAGUAGCGGCGUGCGCGUGCCACAUAAAAGUCGGGAAUAUGCGGCGGCAGAACUUUGUCAGAUGACGGUAGAGAAAAGAGACCUGUCAAGCGCUUCAGUCUCCACGCCGAAUGAUUCGACCAAUGAGAUCAGCUUGGAUGUCGAUUUCAAUGGGGAGAGAGCCGGUUGGGACACAAUCUCCUCGAACGACAUAAACCCAACGGGAGAGCAUGUUCUCGGGUUGACCGCUAGUGAACAAGACUUCGUGGUUCCAGAUCAGGACCCUCUUUUAUCUAGACAGAGUCAGAAACCGGAACAGGUGCAGAAAGAGAAGAGUCCUGUAACUCGUUCUCCUAUCCCAGAUGCAGCCGAAAUGGAAGAGACUGUGAGGGGUGGGUUAGACGACUACCUGCAAAUGUUCUUCGGAACCAAGGAACUGGUAGAAAAGGACGGUACUGUUCAACCUAAAGCCGGCCAUUGGGAACGAUGCAAAUUCGGAGAAUCGUGCACCGCAAUGGAGUCCGUUCCACUCCCCAAGGGAACCUCCACAGACAGGAAGGAGGCUGAGCUCGAUCUCUUUUAUUCAAUCCUUUAUUCACUCCUUACGCAUAUCACGUCAGUGCACUCUGAUGAUGCGCGGCGUCCGUUGCGGUUGAUACGGUUCAAGAUGAGUACUCUUUGUGUUCAGCGGAAUGAGAGAAUAAUGUUCCUUAAGAGGUCACAGACGAGUGAGUCUGUCGACAAACAUAAAGCUGCGCACUGA